CUCACCACAUGGAUUCUCCUUUGCCCCUGUUAGAAGAUGAUAUAAAGAAAGGUAUUCUGAGCCUGACUGAAAGAAGGCUUAUUCCUCCAGCAGCAAAGAUAACCCUCCAGUCAUCUCCUAUUGUAUCUAAACCAGCUCCUCUCCAUGAAUUUCACAAACAGCACAAGAAGUCGGUUGUAGGUGAGUGCAAAGGGAAAGUGGACCCUGAGAAUACAGCCAUCUUCUCCUUUCCAAGCUCAAAGAAAGCACUUGAUGGCACGUGUUCCUCUAAAAAAGACAACACUGUACCAGCUCAAUCCAGCAAUUCCAUGGUUUUGUCAAGGAAAUCAUCACCAGUGUGGAGACAUCCAGCUCAGCAGCUGGCAUUUGAACUGCAGACUCCCUGUCAACUUCAGACCCCAAAACCGUCUCCAUGUCAGCCCUUACAGGAUCCAUGCUUUGAUUAUAAUAUUGCUGUUUGCAAUGGUACUAUAGAUCAGAAAGACCCAGACUUUCUGGCGUUCAAGCAGCAUUAUUGUUUAUCCUGGGGGAGCAUUGUCUUUUUCUUGGAACACACUGAGAAGCUUCUCAAGGACUAUGCUGUACCAGUGGCUACAAUAAACUGCAAGAAGUUGGCGGAAGUUGCAUCAGACUUUGAGCUUAAUGAGACUCCCACCAAAAAUGACAUUCUCUCAGUGAUAAAGAAUCAGUCAGCUGUGAAAAAGAUCUUAAAUCAACCCGGCCAAAGAUACAAAGGCCAAGGUGGUAUUGAAAUGGCUGCUACACAGAUCCAAGCAACGUGGCGCUGUUACCGGGCCAGAAAAGCCUAUGUCCGUUUCAGGCAGCAGCAGUGGGCAUCAGGUGUGAUUGCCAUUUCUUGGCUCUUGCAUAAUCACAUGGCACGUGUGAAAAAGACCCUGCAGGAAUCACGUCAGAGACACCUGGAGAAUUUUUACAUCAGGGCCAAGCAUCUGGCAGCCAACUGGAAUCGCAUCAGGACCUCCAGGAGGACUAUUAUCCAUAUCCCAUCAUUAGGGUAUUCCCAGUGCAUCCGUGAGCAUAUUCCUGAUUUUGCUCUUCAGCAGAAUUUGCAGAUGGGAAGGCUGUGCGACAUACUGGAUGCCAACGUGGACGUCAUCUACAUCUGCCCCCUUCAUCUGAGUGAGGAGUUACUGCAGUAUUACAAUAAACUCCUGGGUCUGCAGGCAGCUGUUAGAUCUGGGAACCCUGAGGACAUGGGUGACCUGCAGGACAGGUUCAAAAUUCUCACCCCUGAAGCUAUAAACAGCUUCCCUAUGAUUAAUAUUCUCAGUCAGCUGAUCAUUGACAACAUGGAAGUGCAGCGCUGGCUGUUCAAAAUGAACGAUGAAUCUGGAGGAAAUGGCACUGCCUACUGUGAUGUUAUCUUGCAUUUGAAAUGCUACCCCUGGCUCCAGAAGGAGCGGCAACGAUGCAGCCCGGAGAUAUGGAGUAGUAAGUGGGCCCAUGAGCCAGCUUUGGUGAAGAUCUCCCAGGAGCUGCCGGGCCUUUUAGCUCAGCACGUACAGCGAGUCAAUGAGAAACGAUUCCCUACAUGGGAAAAAUUCCUCCAAACAUUUCUUAGUCAAGGUGGUGUGAUAGAAGCCUUCCCACUCUCUGAAAAUGUCACAAACCUUACAGUGGAUAUGCUGAUAGAACCAACAGGCAAGAUAAAAAUAAUGUCAUCUGGAGACCAGCUCCAUGCUGACGGCCCUUUGCGAUCAUCUGGCACUACCAUUCCACAAUGUUCUGUUGAUCCAGCAGUUCUUAAUUCGCUGUGCUUGAAAAUAGGAGAGACCUGUAAAUCUAAGGGAGUGCUCGGUUACUUUUCAGUUGACUUUGUGACUUUCAUCCAUCCACAAACGAUGGAGCAGCAGGAAAAACAGGGAACAGUUUUUAUAUUGUAUGAAGAUCAGAAGCGAUACAGAUUGGGAAUGUUAACAAUUGGAGAGGAUCUCCAGGGGGUCCUCAUGACCUUUGCUCGCAAUCUCUUCAUCAUCCAUCAAGAAAUAUCAGCACCUAAUAUGCAAGGCGAGACCAAUUUUAAGAUGGCAAUUCGAGAUAUUGAAGCAAUUCUAGGAAUUACAGCAGAAAACAAACUGAAAUUGGAGGAAGAGCAACCUUCUGAAGCAGAUGCUCUGAAAGAAUAGUUAAAACAUUUAAUUGCCAUAUUCUUUAUGCUUCCAGAAAUGAACUCUCAUCUGUAAGAACAGGUUUGGUUU
Rhea pennata is the source of this 2219-nucleotide messenger RNA. RefSeq names its product IQ motif containing H (gene IQCH). The record is from RefSeq and is a predicted model, not a curated record. Gene Ontology annotation, molecular function: protein binding. Bases 9 to 2147 code for a protein of 712 amino acids. The transcript is spliced from 13 exons. NCBI's taxonomy places the organism in Eukaryota, Metazoa, Chordata, Aves, Rheiformes, Rheidae.